Molecule: messenger RNA, 828 nt
Organism: Nerophis lumbriciformis (worm pipefish)
Lineage: Eukaryota; Metazoa; Chordata; Actinopteri; Syngnathiformes; Syngnathidae
Source: RefSeq, a predicted model, not a curated record
AUGAGCCGGACACGCUGGGCGAGCCUCGAAGAGGCCGUGCGCACCAUCGACGAUGGCAGCAGCCUGGCAAUCGGCGGCUUCAUGCUCGGCAGCGCGCCGAUGGCCCUGAUCUUCGAGCUGGUUAGACAAGACCGCCGCGACCUUCACGUCCUCUCGUUGCCCAAUCCGUUGCCGGCGGAGAUCCUGGUAGCGGCGGCAGCGGUGCGCAAAGUGGAGUUCUUGUUCACCGCGAUCAACGUCGGUGGCCGGGUCUGGCCGAUGCCGUGCCUGAAACGCGCAAUCGAGGAUGGCUCGAUCGAAUGGGCCGAGCACGAUGGCUACCGUCUGGUGCAGCGGCUGCGCGCCGCCGCCCUCGGGUUGCCAUUCCUACCGGUGCCCGAUUUUGGCGGCACCGACCUCGCCCGGCGCGACCCAAUGCCGGAGGUCGAAGAUCCCUUCACCGGUCAGCGGGUGGCGGUGGAACAGGCCUUCUAUCCCGACGUGGCGCUGAUCCACGCCCAGGCCGCCGACCCUGAGGGCAAUCUGUGGAUCGACGAUCCGGCCACCGAGCGCCUGGUGGCGAGCGCUGCCCGGCGGGUCGUGGCGACGGUUGAACGCCGGGUGGAGCGGCUGCCCGGGGUCGCCACAGUGCCAGCGAUGAUGGUCGACCAGGUGAUCGAGGAACCCCACGGUGCCUUCCCCACCGGUUGUCUGGGCUGUUAUCCGGCCGACGAUCGUCAUCUGCUGCGCUACUUGGAAAUGGCCAAGGCCGGUGACCAACAGCGCUACAUCGACACGGUCAUUCGCGCUUCGAACCACCAGCUCGAGCUGGCCGGAGAAGCGGCGUGA